CGGCCGGGAGCGUGCCCUCAGGCCUGGGGGAGAGGGGGCAACAGAGUGGGGUGCCGGCGCCAUGCGGCCGGCAGGCUUAGCAACGCUUAAGUUAAAUCAGUGACUGCAAAGCUGGGCACUCAAUAAAGGGGAAAUGAAAGAUGUGAAGCCACAUGAGAGAUGUUUGACUUGCUUGCAGCAGAAAGCUCCGCUUCAUCUUUGUGACUCUUCUAUUAGUCAGAACAAUAUUUUAUCUUCAUUUUAUCUAUGAGGAAUCAAGAAAGAGAGAUCUGAAGGCCUGACUGUCCAAGGUGACUCAGUGCUUUGGUUUACUGUUCUGGUUCAUCAUUUUAAAUGACUAUUUCAGAUGUAAAGACAGAAAAUACAGAGGAUAUUCUCAUGAUAUAUGAACAAGAAGCAGAAGAGUGGGCUCUGUAUUUAAAAUCACUUUUUGGACACAUAGUGAACAAAGGAAUCUUACUCUACAACAUAGAGACUUCGUCUUUCAAGCAGCAGGAGCUAUUCUCUUUACCAUCUUAUAAAUGUAAACUCUUAUCAUGUGGACUUCUUAACUGCCUGAAUCAAAUGAGAAGUUACUUUCUGGAGCGAGUUCUAAGACCUCCAAAUAAUGUGGUGAUCCUACUUUGUGGAGUGGAGAAUUCAGAGAUACUUUAUGAGACACUGACCUUCGAUAGAGGCAGCAAAGAGAUUUCCACUGAUCAGGAACCUGAGGAGUAUUUGUCUGUCGUUACUGGAAUUAUUCAACCAGGUAAGCCACAGAAUGAAAAUCCUGGAGACUCUUUGUCUGACAUCUAUGAAGUCCUUCUUGCAGACGAUCACAAGACUAGCUCUGAUGCUAACUUGUCAGAUGUCAGGAGAGCAUCAGAAAAGACAGACCUCAUUUUUAAAACAGAGAUACUUUCUGAAACAUUAGAAGCUAACAAGCAGUUGAUAUUGGUGCUUCCAGGAAGAAUAUCAUGUGAGAACCCUGGUGAAAUAUUCAUUUUGUUGAAAGAUGAAAUAGAUGAUGAAACUUUAGUUCAAUUCAUAGCAGAUAAUCAAUGAAUUAGGACACAGCUAGCCUCUUGGACUAAGAAGAUCAAGUACAUGAAAGCCUUAGAUUUUCCUGCUGGCCGUGUUUAUGUAAAUGUGUAUUGUGGAGGAGUCGUGAAGACCACAGCACAGAUCGAGUACUAUACUGCACUAGAGGAGAUAGAACACAUUUUUAAGAAAGUGGCUGACCCAAUAGCUUUCACUUGUCAGGCUUUUAAAUUUUCUUCUAUGGAGAAGCUGGACGAUGUUUUGACUUUUUUAUUGAAAAGCAAAAUGUCUACUUAUGAAUUCAGCCCCUUCCAGAAUGAAGAGCACCAUCAACAAGCUAGUAGCUAUUUGGAAGAAUUUCCUACUCUCCUUCACUGUGCAGCCAGAUUUGGGUUAAAGAACCUUGCAACUUUUCUACUCAAUUCUUCUGAGGCCACAGAGGCCUGCAAAAUAACCAACAAAUAUGCAGAGGAUCCAGCAACUAUUGCUGAGAAGCAUGAGCACAGGGAACUAAGAAAAUUAAUCAGAGAAUUGUCAAUUAAUACAGCAGAUAAUUUCACCAAUUGCAAGGUGGAAGCAGAAGAUGAUGACACUUACGUGGUUAUGCUAGGCUCAGAAACUCAACCAGCUAUGAAAUUAAAAGCUAAGCAGAACCAAGGAGAUCAAUAUGGAAUUGGUUCAAGAUGCCAACAAGAAGCUGAGGUGGGUGAGGAAAAGAAAGAUGUUGUAGAAGACAGCAGAGAGACAGAACAUGAAGGUCAAGAAGAAGAUUCAUACAGCUUUCACAACCAUCCUGACAAUUUGUAUGCCAGCAUACCUGAUGAUCUCGAAGAGAACAGAAGAGACUGCUUUUUUUGUAAGAGGCCGCCUCCUCCUCCCCCUCAAAACCUGCCUGGCAUCCUAAGACAGGAUGAUUUAUCACAAGAGAGGAAUUCUGUGGAGGAUGGAAGCGAAAGACAACAUGGUGGUGAACUUAUAACAGCAUGCUACAAAGAAGAUAUGUGCGAGAGAGACAGUGGGGGGGAAAGGAAGGAACUCAAGUCUUUUAUCGUGAACAGGCCGCCAGGCCCUGCCCCUUGUCCAGUAUAUUCACCAGUCAGAGAGGAGAAUGCUCCCUAUAUAAUGCAAGUGUUUCAGCAAAAGGCCACUCGAGUGCCCAGUGGCAGCAACAGAAUGUACUGCGAUGCUAGGAAGCCUGGUAACUGUGUUGCACACAGAGAUCAUGCUGACACAGUAACUGACAGCACUGUGCAACACAACAUCCCUACUGAACAGGAAGAACUCAUCCACUUGCAGGAACAGGUGAAAAAGGGGACAACUUCUGUGUAUGAAACCCUUGCCAGAUUUAAACAGCGGCAGAAGGAAAAACAGAGACUUCAGUCCUCUCAACAGGAAAAAGCACACCACCUUAGAGACAGCAUUGUUGGAAACAGACUAGAAAAGGAAAAUUGAAAUGUUCCUAAGGAAAGCAGACCAGGGAGCAUUCAUUUUAGAGACUUCUUGUUCCACAUGCCAUUUAAUAAAGUGAUAUGUAUGAAUGUUAGCAGUCCUCAGGUUUGUUUAAUGAAUUCUGGUUUUCACAUCUGUAUGCAGACACUCUCUCUCUCCUUUUAAACCCAUGGGCCUCCU
This is a messenger RNA of Neopsephotus bourkii (Bourke's parrot), 2649 nucleotides long. RefSeq names its product B cell scaffold protein with ankyrin repeats 1 (gene BANK1). Gene Ontology annotation, biological process: negative regulation of phosphatidylinositol 3-kinase/protein kinase B signal transduction; negative regulation of B cell activation; B cell activation. The record is from RefSeq and is a predicted model, not a curated record. Lineage: Eukaryota; Metazoa; Chordata; Aves; Psittaciformes; Psittacidae. Gene Ontology annotation, molecular function: protein tyrosine kinase binding; signaling receptor binding.